Messenger RNA from Papaver somniferum (opium poppy), 684 nucleotides. RefSeq lists its product as uncharacterized. NCBI's taxonomy places the organism in Eukaryota, Viridiplantae, Streptophyta, Magnoliopsida, Ranunculales, Papaveraceae. The transcript has 3 exons. The coding region runs from base 52 to 603 and encodes 183 amino acids. The record is from RefSeq and is a predicted model, not a curated record.
AUCUUCCAGAUAACAACACCGUCUGAGUCCAUUCUCGAUCAACUGCAAACAAUGGAGGAGUUGAAACAACAGUGUGAUGGAAAAAGAAAUGUGUAUCAAGGCCUAUUAGCUACCCAGAGGGAAAAGGAAAGGUCAAGAAAGGGUGAAAACGUUUCAUCUCAGCAGUUGGAAGCAGCUUCUAACGAAUACGAACGGGAGGCCAUUUGUUUUAUUUCCUGUUUGAAAUCAUUGAAAGAAGCACAAACCCGGAGUUUUGUAACACAGGCAGUUCAGCACCAUGCUGCACAGGUUAGUCUCUUUAGCAAGGGACUAAAGUCUCUCGAGGCAGUUGACCUGCAGGUGAGAUUGGUGGCUGAACAUCGACAUAGUGCUUACAACUCCAAUGGCCUUCUUCAGGAUCACUAUCAGCAAAGAUGUGCAAGCUUGAUUAGCACUUGCAAUAAUUUACGGUAUCCACUGCCCUUGGAACUUAAAGAAGAGCACGAGAUGAAUUUAAGAGCUGGCGAAAUGAAAGAAAGCAACAAUAUCAAAAGAGCUUCUAAGAAGUUAAAUAUUUUGUCAUCUCAGAAACUAGGAGAGGUUCAUGUCCUUCCUAACCCCUAAAGUGAUAGAAAUGCGCGGUUCGCUCGAUCUGCUGUGGUGAGGAGAAGGGAAGUGGACCACUAUGCUACAAUAGAAAACCGG